Messenger RNA from Eremothecium gossypii ATCC 10895, 1338 nucleotides. RefSeq names its product ubiquitin-binding ESCRT-I subunit protein STP22 (gene STP22). Gene Ontology annotation, cellular component: ESCRT I complex. The coding region runs from base 1 to 1338 and encodes 445 amino acids. Gene Ontology annotation, biological process: endosome to lysosome transport; protein transport; protein modification process. The transcript has 2 exons. NCBI's taxonomy places the organism in Eukaryota, Fungi, Ascomycota, Saccharomycetes, Saccharomycetales, Saccharomycetaceae. Gene Ontology annotation, molecular function: ubiquitin binding. The record is from RefSeq and is marked provisional.
AUGCAGAAUUCCACAACAGCGGUGGACGUGCCGCAGCCAGUCCUAGACUGGCUCUUUAAAGUGUUACAGCCUGAAUAUUAUGACCCUCGAACUACAUUCCACGAUGUGGUGAUCGCAUUAAGGGCAUAUAAGAAACUACGUCCAAGGACAAGGGUGUUCACGGAUGAAGCAGGGCGGUCGAAAUUGUUGUUAUGCCUCUAUGGCAAGGUGGGAAAUGUGGAUGUUCUUAUAUGGAUACCAUUUGAGUAUCCAAAUGUUGCACCACACGCGUACAUUGAUCUCGAGGCCAAUAAAGGAAGGUCUAUAAUAGUUAAUCAGCGUUUGGAUGGGGAUGGAUUGUUUUAUCUUCCUAUACUAGGCCACUGGCACCCUCAAAAUUGCAAUGUAGUGAAGUUGGUACAAGAUCUGGAACAGGCAAUUAUGGCGCAAGAACCUUUAAGACCUGCGGCAGGGGCUGUAAAAAACACUGAAACUCAGAAUAUGAGGGCCGACAUGACGGUCUCGUCACUACCGGCUCUUCCUCCUAGGCCAUCUAUGGAGAAUAAUGAAACGCAAAAGACGGACCUUGCGACAACACCCCAUGGCCCGAAAAAACCAUCGCUGCCACCAAAACCUCCCAAAGUUCCAAGUGUUGCAGAUGCAGAAGAGAGGCGUGAUGAUUCAGUUAGAGAGUUGGAUAGUGCAUUGAGUCAUCUAAGGCUACAGAACGAAGCUCCGCAUUCAAACGAACACGCCAAACCGCAUGCGAGUCUACCACCGUCAAAUCUAUCGGCUGCUCCAGUUCAAAACCAGCCCAAUUGGCUGGAUUCUGACUUCACGCAGUGCGAUGAGCCGACUCACCGUGAUUCGCUAGCGGUCUUACAAGAUACUCUGAACAAACUUGCUGAACGGACAAACGCUCGGUAUCAUACUGAAUGGAAUGCGAAAGAAAAGUCCAUUGACGAGGCGAUCGAGAGCUUCCGCCAUAUUUACUCCUACGAGGCUGAUAAUAUAAGGCAUAUGGAAGACGCAAUUGUGGAAAACUCUGAAAUACUGCAGACCGAGAUUGAUAAGCUUAAUGGUGAACUUCUAAAGGCACAAAAGUUCGAGGAAAAGUACCCUGAUGGGUUGCCUGAUAUGAAUUCUUGUGUUACCGCCGAAAGCAUCGCGUUGAAUCAAUUAUACAUGCUAGUAGCCAGAGAUUACGCAUUAUCUGAUACAAUACAGAUACUCUCCGUCAUGCUGAACCAGGGUCUGAUAAGUGUAGAUCCCUUUAUUAAAAAAACCCGGUCGUUGGCAGCUGAACAAUUUCUCACGAGAUACCACAUGGAUAAAAUACUACAGUUACUAGACAACUGA